Mastomys coucha (southern multimammate mouse) is the source of this 2346-nucleotide messenger RNA. It is a transcript of the gene Gfi1, whose product is annotated as growth factor independent 1 transcriptional repressor. Gene Ontology annotation, cellular component: nucleus. The record is from RefSeq and is a predicted model, not a curated record. NCBI's taxonomy places the organism in Eukaryota, Metazoa, Chordata, Mammalia, Rodentia, Muridae. Bases 16 to 1287 code for a protein of 423 amino acids. The transcript is spliced from 6 exons.
CAGCGGCUGGCCACCAUGCCGCGCUCAUUCCUGGUCAAGAGCAAGAAGGCGCACAGCUACCACCAGCCGCGUUCUCCGGGGCCGGACUACUCCCUGCGCCUGGAGCCGGUGCCUGUGCGGGGCAGAGCAGACGGCGGUGCUGUGAGUGCAGGCGAGUCGAAGAUGGAGCCCGGAGAGCGUUUGUCCCCCGACUCUCAGCUUACCGAAGCUCCCGACAGAGCCUCCGCAUCCCCCAACAGCUGCGAAGGCAGCGUUUGUGACCCGAGUUCCGAGUUCGAGGACUUCUGGAGGCCUCCUUCUCCCUCCGUGUCUCCAGCGUCGGAGAAGUCGCUGUGCCGCUCUUUGGAGGAAGCCCAGCCCUACACGCUGCCUCUCAAGCCCUAUGCGUGGAGCGGCCUCGCGGGGUCCGACUUGCGGCACCUGGUGCAGAACUACCGGCAGUGCAGCGCGCUGGAGCGCAGCGCCGGCCUGAGCCUCUUUUGCGAGCGCGGCGCCGAGCCUGGCCGCCCAGCCACGCGCUACGUCCCCGAGCAGGCUGCGGGCGCAGCGGGUGCGGGACAGCCCGGGAGCUGCGGCGCCACCGGAGGCGCCACCAGCGCUGCGGGCCUCGGGCUCUACGGCGACUUCGCGCCCGCGGCGGCCGGGCUGUACGAGCGGCCGAGCGCAGCAGCAGGCCGGCUGUACCAAGAUCGCAGCCAGGAGCUGCACGGCGACAAGAGCGUGGGCGUCAAGGUGGAGUCGGAGCUGCUGUGCACCCGCCUGCUGCUGGGCGGAGGCUCCUACAAAUGCAUCAAAUGCAGCAAGGUGUUCUCCACCCCACACGGGCUGGAGGUGCACGUGCGCCGGUCCCACAGCGGCACGAGACCCUUUGCAUGCGAGAUGUGCGGCAAGACCUUCGGGCACGCGGUGAGCCUGGAGCAGCACAAGGCGGUGCACUCGCAGGAACGCAGCUUUGACUGUAAGAUCUGUGGCAAGAGCUUCAAGAGGUCAUCCACGCUGUCCACACAUCUGCUCAUUCACUCGGACACUCGGCCCUACCCAUGUCAGUACUGUGGCAAGAGGUUCCACCAGAAGUCAGAUAUGAAGAAACACACCUUCAUCCACACAGGUGAGAAGCCCCACAAAUGCCAGGUGUGUGGCAAAGCCUUCAGCCAGAGCUCCAACCUCAUCACUCAUAGCAGAAAGCACACAGGUUUCAAGCCCUUUGGCUGUGACCUGUGUGGGAAAGGGUUCCAGAGGAAGGUGGAUCUCAGGAGGCACCGAGAGACUCAGCAUGGACUCAAAUGAGUGCUCUGGCUGUCUGCAACACCAGCUGUGUAACACUACUGGGAGGGAUGUCUUCCCUGUCUCCCUCCAGCCCCUGCUCAGACCCCGAGUCCCGUGUGCAAAGCUCAUCAUGGUGGUAAUUCCCCUUCACCUUCCUUCCCGGAGCUUCUGGAGGAGAUGAACUCCUGUUUCUAAGGUCAACCCAGAAUGGGAACCGCAGCAGUCAUCUGUGCUUUGGGCUUCCCUACAGCUGAAGAUGGGGAUCAAAUGAGAUCUUGCACCUCCCAGUUCUUCCCUUUUCUGCUGUCUCACUGGGCAGCUGCUAAAAGAGGAGGCAUCACCUCUUAAGCUUUGAACCCCACAGAUGCUUUUAUUAAGAAAGAAUGAAUUUUCUCUUCUGCAGAGACUGCUGACCCCUUUGUCCUCCACCAGACUCCGAUUUAGGGAAGGCACCUCGUUCCUUUGAGAUCAUCAGAUGCACCAUCAAACCUGCCAUGAGAAGAGUUGGGGGUGGGAAGCAGAUUGGGCGAUGAGAGGGAGUCAAAGGUCCUGUAGUGCCACCAGAGGAGGUGAAACUGCGAAGCAGCUUCCAGGAACAGGGUCUUCAUUUACUCAAUGUGUGAUCAUUGGCCACAGGUUAUCAGAGUAAGGAACUGUGCUAGGUAUGGCAGAGAUUAAAGUCAUAGCCCCUGACCCCCAAAAGCUAUCAGUUGGACCUCAGCAUAGCUAGAGCCUGUGUUCUGCACCUCCAAGGGGGUUCUGAAGAAGACCACACAAACAUUUGGACUUCUUUUUGACAGUUCUGGAGUUUUUCAAGUAUAAACAAAUAGGAACUGGAGGAUUAUUUUAAAAAUUCAUGAGCGAAUCCAGUUUUUAUUGUUAGAUGGAAUUUUAUAAGAUGGCUGUGCUGGUAGAUGUGGGACAAAGGCUAUGGCCUCAACUCUCGUCCCUUAUCAUCUAGGAAAAACGUAUUUUUCCUGUGAGAGUUGUAAAUGUUCCUAAAUCUUCUUGAGUGCAUUAUGUAUUAGCAUAAUCAUAUUUAUUAGAAUGUUGUUUUAACUUAAUAAAGUAUUAAGAUUA